Molecule: messenger RNA, 2201 nt
Organism: Hyalella azteca
Lineage: Eukaryota; Metazoa; Arthropoda; Malacostraca; Amphipoda; Hyalellidae
Gene: Yeti
Product: craniofacial development protein 1
Exons: 6
Coding region: 219-1172 (317 amino acids)
Source: RefSeq, a predicted model, not a curated record
CUUGCUAGUGUUAGAAUAGUAGCUAUUUUGGGAUGUUGUCUUAUGGUGUGUUACAUCUUUUGACAUCAGGCUAAAAAAAAACCAAAGUUGUAGGUGCUAAUUUAGAAGGAACCUUGAAUGCCACUUGGUUUUCUUGGCUCCAUCUGAAAUGUUUCAAGUUCACCUAAAUGAUAUUUUUUCAGUUUCUUCGUGUCAUUUGUAACUUUAACUAGCCCAUUAUGCUGAAUGAAGAAGAAUUCGACUCUGACAGCACAGAUGAAGACUACAUUCCUACAGUAGCCAAAGGGAGUGAUGAUGACCUGUCAUCAGAUGAGAGUGAAUUAGAUGAAGAAGACAAAGUGGAAGAUGAUGUUGCUCAAACAGCCAAGAGAACUAAAAGUAAGGAAUCUAAGAAAACUUCUAAUGGGAAGAAGAGAAAAUCUAACACAAAAACUGUUAAACAAAGAGUGAAUCCCUUACUUGCCCAGUUAGGAAACCAGGAUGAAUGUGGAAGUGAUCAAGUCAAUGCCAUAGACUCUACAGAAGAUAAAGCUGAAGGAAAAGAUCAGAAGAAGGAAGAGGACCUUUGGGCUAAUUUUUUAGCUGACACUGAAGAGGUUCCUAAACCUGAGCCUCCUGUUAAGCCCAAAAAGAAGAGCUGGGCUGAAUUACUUGGAAAUAAGAAGGCAAAAUCUUCAAGUAACAGUAAUUGUCCUACUAAUGAUUCUGAGACUCCUAAGAGCUCCAGCUCAUUGUCAGGGCAAGUGUCAGCUCCAGCCAAGGCUGCAGUAUCUGAACCCAAAGUUCCAGCCACUGUAAAAGUCACCAAAAUAUUUGAAUUUGCUGGUGAAGAAGUGAGAGUGGAGGAGGAAGUUGCUGCAAAUUCAAAGGAGGCAAUGCUUGCUCCUUCAGCAGCAGCCAGCUCAGGAUGCAUAGGAAGCAAGCGUAGCAGUAAUCUGAGUGCUCUGGUGAACUCACUGGGCAACAAGAAGCAGAAGUUGAGCACACUUGAAAAGACCAAGCUGGACUGGCAGAGCUACAAGACUGAGCAGGGUCUUACCGACGAGCUGCUGCUGCACACAAAGAGCAAAGACACGUACCUGGACAAGCAAGAGUUCCUGCAGCGCGCUGACGUGCGUCAGUUUGAGCUGGAGCGCGACGUGCGUCUGGGCGUCCGCCGCAACAACAGAUAAUUCCUUCACUCCUCGUGCCGAGGCUGCUAAUAAUCUACCUUACGACAUGCUGAUCAAGCUUAUAAUUAAUGAUCUGAUAAUAAAAAAGCUAGGUUGUGUUGGAGAAAAACUUGGAAAACCAUUACUUUCGGAUACAGAAAAGCUGGAUUCGUUCAAUUAAACAUGGAAAAGCAUUGUUCUCGGAUACAGAAAAGCUGGAUUCUUUUAAUUCAACAUGGAAAACCAUUACACUUUACCAAACAAUUUCAUAUACCAAGCUGGAAGUGCCAAUAGCCAAGAUAGAUAUAAUGGACCUGAGAGAAAACAUCAGCGGCUGGCAGCGUUCUUCUUGAAGCUCAGACUUUUUCCCCUCAAGGAGAUGCAAGAAGAAAAGAGUAAUUUUUGGUGCCAAUCCAUAGUUAUAAUGUUUCUUUUGUGUUCCAUUCCAUCAAUUUGUGCUGUAGGUUAAGGCAGUUCAAGGGGAACUAUUGCAUUUAAAUAACGCGUGAUCCAAAGGCUCUCUCCAGUUAAAUUAAAAUGUUAAAAUUUCUGACCAAAAUUUAGCUCUAUUCACGGCACUUGUGUAAUUUCAUCUUAUUGAAGUCAAGUCCAAAUUUUUACCGAUUGCCAUUCAAUGAGAACUUUGACGUUGCUGUUUCAGAUAGAAGUAUUAUUCUUCUUUUAGUUACGCCUUGUUAAUGCUAAAUAUUGCUUCUUAUAUACGUAAGAUCUCGCUUAGAAAUUAAUCCAUCCUCUGAUGUUGCAUUAAUCCUCUGAUGUUGCCAGAAGGCAACUAACAACAGCGCAAAUGUUGUCUUCCUCAUAGAUCAUCUUACAUUUGUAAAUGACUACGAUUUACGUUGAUUUCAUAAUAUUCUUCACGAUAAAUUGCAUUAACUCCAGAUGAACAAGUAACAAGUGAACAUUCCUGUUUUUUUUCGGGUGUGUGUACGUUGAUUUCGAUGUUGAGGUGACGCAGGUAUCUCAGUGAGAUUUAUUGACCGUCUUCUGAGAAGGCCAUUUCAAUUAUCAGUAAAUUUUCUAGUAGUU